This is a messenger RNA of Rotaria sordida, 678 nucleotides long. Lineage: Eukaryota; Metazoa; Rotifera; Eurotatoria; Philodinida; Philodinidae. The record is from the annotation of a GenBank genome assembly.
AUGCCAACAGGAAGAGAAUUUUCCGAAGAUUUGAAACAAAUGAUGUUUCGCGUUAUUUUGUUCGUGCAAAAUGAAAAAAAUGGCCCAACAAUUCCAUUAUAUAAUGUCAAUGAACGACUCAAUGCAAUGUUAGGAAUAUUAAAACAAUCCAUAUUGAAUUUGAAGAAAGAGAUGAAAGAAUUGCAGCGUCGAUAUAAUGAUGAAGAAGAACCUGAAGAAAGUCCAACAAAAACAGCAACAUCGUUAUCUAUUAAGCAACCACAUCGAAAACAGACUUGGUCAUCCUCACCAUUAAGAGUGGACGAAGCUGCUAAACAAUUUGACGUUGAAAUCUUACGAUUACCCGUUAGACACGCUGUAUUGAAUCCGAUAGAAUUAGCUUCGGCUGGGGUAAAGAAUUAUAUACGUGAUAAUAAUACAAAAUUUCGACUCGUUGAUAUUUAUAAUUUGGCAAUGGAAUAUUUGGCAGCCGUCGACGAAUCGUUAGCAACCAGCUACUUUGAAAAAAUCAGAAGAUAUGAAAAUACAUUCAAGACGGCAGAUAAAUAUGUUCAAGAAGUGGUUGAAACAACACUUGAAGAGAGUGAUGAUCUAGAAACAUCCGAUGACAAUAGUAGUGAUGAUGUAUCGCUUAAUGAUUCAGAAGACUUAGAUAACAAUGAAAAUUCGGAUGCAUAA